Molecule: messenger RNA, 1713 nt
Organism: Triplophysa rosa
Lineage: Eukaryota; Metazoa; Chordata; Actinopteri; Cypriniformes; Nemacheilidae
Gene: xndc1n
Product: xrcc1 N-terminal domain containing 1
Exons: 9
Coding region: 116-1396 (426 amino acids)
Biological process (GO): base-excision repair; single strand break repair
Cellular component (GO): nucleus
Molecular function (GO): damaged DNA binding
Source: RefSeq, a predicted model, not a curated record
GGAAUGAGGUGGCGGGAAAAACAAAUACGACAACGUCAGAACUUUUGCGGGGAUUGUUGGAUGCGAUGGGUUAUGGUCGGUUCAUAGCUGUUAUUUUGAAUGAAAAGCUUUCACGAUGGCUCCGAUCAGGAUAAAACAUAUCGUCUCGUUUACAUCACAGGACAGUAAGAAUCGAGUGGAUCAUCUGUGUGACAGCAGUGGCAACAGCAGGCCGUGGUUAUGUAGUAUGCAGGACCGCAGUGGAGUACUCAGGGUGGAGUUACAGAUGGAGCGUGCAGCUCCUAUAGGCUUUAUUGAUGUUGGCAACUUCGGCUCUGCCUUUAUUCAGAUUGAUGUUGGCCGUUCCUCUUGGUCUUUGGAUCAUCCCUAUGUCACGCUGCUGCCCACCGCCACACUCAUGAUUCCAGCCGAAUCAAGGCAGGGCCUUGACCGCCAAAAUGUGCGCAUGUUUAAAAAAGCUGAUUUUCUCUCUCCGGCUGCUGAGGAGAGCUGGGACAGACUGCGAGUGACCUGCACACAGCCUUUUAACAAACAGUUACAGUUUGGGCUGUCGUUUUUGCGCGUGCGCUCCACAGAAAACCAGACUGAAGACUCUUCAGGCCAAGCACCUGCUCCUCAAAACUUGCGCACACCAGACAAGAUGACAUCCGUGACAGAGUGGCUCUCCAGCCCGGCUGUCCAAAACACAUUUUUUGGAAGAACCGCAGGGGAUGCCUCUCCAGAUUAUGCCAAAAGGAGCCCUGAGACUUUGAGUUGGGCAGGACGCAUGGUCAUAGCCGCCCGGUCUAAUAGACAGUCUGUUUCAACAUCCCCAUCCAGCUCCACAUCAAGCACAACACCUCAGAGAGACAACAGCAUGAAUCCCUCACCAGAAUCUAGUGGGCGAAGACCCACUGAGGAACGCAAGAGGAAAGCAAAGGCAAGACAAUGCCUUAUAAACCGUGGCACUGCAUUGAAGAGGACCAGACCUGCAGCCUCUCCUACACUUAAAACCAUCGCAACAAGCUCAACCAAAGGUUUGAGAACAGAGAAACGCAGUAGCUCUUGCAGUCAGAGCCCAGCGGACAUGUGGGAACGUGCCUCCUCUUCUCCACAGACCUCUACCGACCUCAUAUCUCCUGAGACCAUGUGUCCUCUUUGUGGAGUGUCUUUCAGUCUGGCUUACCUGCCUCUCCAUGCUUCCACCUGCAUGGAUUCUGAUCCAGCGGAGUUUUCAGGAGCCAUGGAAACAGCGGUUGUGACCUCACAGAGCUCUUCUCCUGUUUUUGGCUCGGGCACAGAUGAGUCAAUGGUUCCGUGUCCUCUCUGCUCUGUCAGAUUCCCCCCAGACCGCAUCCAGCAGCACGCCAGCACCUGUGGCGACACAGCGGAGUCAAGUGUUGUAUGGCUGGACUGAAUAAAAAGAACAGUGGUUCUGAUCUCAGAAGACCUUUAGAAAAAGCUAAUUGUUAACAGAAAUCAGGUUUUCUCUAGGACAGUUAACUGACUUAUGAACCUUGAAGACUAAACAUACAUUUUAGUGUAAAUGUAAAUAACUGAAAUGUAAAAAAACCCUGUAAAUGCUUUUUUAUUGUUUUAUAGAUUUGUUUUAUUGUUUAAGGUGACCCUCACGUUUGUUUAAAACUUGAAUGUGUCAGAUGUUUAAAUACAGUAUUAAACGUGUGUUGUCGCAUCAUUCACACUCUUUGUGCUGUUGAUAGAAACCACUGCUUG